Brenthis ino (lesser marbled fritillary) is the source of this 4587-nucleotide messenger RNA. The record is from the annotation of a GenBank genome assembly. NCBI's taxonomy places the organism in Eukaryota, Metazoa, Arthropoda, Insecta, Lepidoptera, Nymphalidae.
AUGACAAGUGUGUUAAAAAAAUCUAGAGGAACAAAAGGCAAAUCUGAAUCCAUGCAAGAAGACCUGCCGGCGAGAUGGUGUGUCACCAGGCCCCACAAGGCCGAGGACGCCGCCAAGCUGAUCAAAUACAUCGAUGACAAUAUAAUUGGCAAAGGGAACUCUUUUUGUGGACCUUUUGGGAGGCGAAAAGUUAUAUACUGUGACUACAGUGGCUCAGGUCGAGCACUGCAAUGGAUAGAGGAGUACAUAGCGCGCGACGUGCUCCCGACGCACGCGACGCGCUGCACCGCACUCUCCCUUACUUCUGGACAAAGCGAGAUUUACCGGUCAGAAUCCAAGGAGAUUAUUCGCAACGUAGUGGGCGCUGGUCCUGAUGAUGUAGUGGUUCUUGGAGCCACUUUAAGCCGCUUCUUACGUGCGUUAAGACCGCAAAGAGUUGCUCUCUUUGUAUCUUCAAGGGAAACUGAACGCCAACUCUUACCCUGGAAAGAAUUAAAUGCUGAGAUAAUCAAAAUCCCAGAAACCAAAGAGGGGUUCAUUGAUUUGAAUAACUUGGAACUGAGAUUGCAAGAGAACACUGGAACUGGCAAACGUAUGAUAGGUUUCUUUCCAGCGGCAUCUAAAUUAACAGGUAUUUUGGCAGAUGAUGUAGCAACUACUUUGCUACUCCACCAGUAUGGUGCAUGGUCUUUUUGGGACUACACUCUAGUUGCUCCCACUUCAGCUAUAGAUAUGAACCCUAUUUUCCUUAGCAUGGAUGAGGCUAUGGUUAAAAAGGAUGCGAUUUUCUUUAACUGCGAGAAGUUCGUCGGUGGCAUUCAAGGCCCGUAUGUGACAGUAGUGAAGAGAGAUAUUUUUAAAAACACAUCUUUGUAUACGGAUGAUGUUGAGGUACUGGCAGAAAGAAUAGAGGAGUUUAAAUGCGCGGAAGCAGUGCGAGCUGCGAUCGUGAUGCAGUUGCGAGAUGCCGUUGGUCUUCAGAAUAUAGCUGAGAGACAAGACAAUAUUACUAGACAAGUUUUAUCCCAUAUCAAGAACAUACCUGAGUUGAUUCUGUUGGGAAGUGAAUCCCGGACUAUGAGAAGAUUACCGAUAUUUUCUCUGAUGGUGAAACACCCUCGUGGUACUUUCCUUCACCAUAACUUUGUGUGUACUGUACUUAACGAUGUGUUUGGUAUUCAAGCGAGAGGUGGACUGAAUAGUAAUUUAAGCUACGGUGCUGAUAUACUGGGUAUUGAUGAACAGCUUCUCAAGGAAUAUGAAAAAUUAUUGGAUGUUGAAGCGCAAAAAGAAAUAGCGAGAGUACGAAAAUUGAGUGUAGUUAAAUCACCUGACGUACCAAUACAUAAUGAGCAUUUGAGGCCUGGUUUCUGCAGAGUCUCACUUCCAUUCUUUAUGUCAGAAAAUGAAUUAGCAUUUGUUCUAGAAGCACUUAAAAUGGUCGCUACUGAGGGCUGGAAAAUUUUGCCACAGUAUGUUGUGAAUUCACAAACCGGCCAAUGGACGCAUCAUACAUGUUCAGUACUUAGAGAUAAGAAGUCACUAUACUCGUUGAGAUUCAAUGAUGGACAGAUAACUGCACAUGAACGGAGAAUAUCAGGUCCAGGAAUAUUUCCACAAACACACACAGAAUGUCUACAAACAGCUAGGAAUCUUUUCAGCAGAGCCAGGAAAUUGGCAAUGAAAUGCUCAACAGUGGAGCCUGAAUAUAGUUUUAAUCCAAAAAUCGAUUAUUUAAGAUGGUUUAUGCUGCCAAAAGAAGCUCAUGACUUAUUGUUAGGAAAAUCGGCUAAUGUCAAACAUAUUGUACCAUUUGAUCCUUCUGGAUAUACAGGCGCUAGAAAGAGUUUGAAUAUUUCAAGAUUUUCAAAUACUUCUUCUCCUAUACUAGGCUCAUCUCCAAGACACUUCAGUUUGUCGGCUAUAGACGAUUGUCAGAUGUUCAGACUUAAAGAAAAACAAAAGUUUUAUUCGAGAGAGUCAAGUUUGAAAGAAACCACCAAGGAGGAAGCUGUUAAAGUGACGCCCCAUCCAGUGCAAUUCGCAGUAGGAGAAUCAGUAUCUCCAUUACGAUUGGUUCCUAAAACUUCAAAACCGCUUAUGAGGUUAAGAUGCUAUUCCUUGGGUUCUGACAUACCACAAGUACAUUUAAGCGCUGAAACAAGAAUGAAUCUUGGACUUAAAGAAACAAGUCCAAACAAUAAUGCUAAAGUCAGUAGUUUUUGUAACUGUGGAAGUCAAACUGAUCUACCGUCUUUAGACGACGUCAUUGUGUCCCCUAGUAAGAAGUAUCCUUAUAGUGCUCAAAGUAGUACAUCGAUAUCCGAUUGUAGUCAAGUAGGACGUAUUUCCCCUACAGCAUCAAUAACAUCGCAUACAUCUGAAGAUCUGCAGGCGUACGUCAAAGAAAUGACUAAAGAAAUUGCUACAGAGAUAAAAUCUGAAAUACGUGGGGUGAUAUCUAAAGUUGAUGAUAUUUUAGAGAAUUCGGACUCAAUUGAACAAGCGAAUUUAAGCAUGACCUCCAUAUCUAGUCAAAGUGAUAAAAACUCCGUAUCAGUUAUAGACGUUGCAGAAUAUUUGAUGGGAAUGUCGAGGGAAAUGGCAUCCGAAGUUAAACAUGAAAUUAGAGAAAUGGUCAACAGAGUCGAUGAAAUGAUUUCUCCAGAAUUAACAUUGAAUUCUAGGAAAAGUCCACCUCAAACCGGUAGAAAGAGAAUAGGAUCUGGACCAGAGUUAGGGUUAGAUUUGAACAGACUUAAUUCUUCACAAUUAAGAAAAUGUCCAACGAGUCCUAUACUUCCAUCUCAAUCUCAAUUAGAUGAAGAAGAAAGACUUAGUAAAAGAUCUCCUCAAUCGCCUAAAUCAGCACAAUGCACGCCUUCUCACGAGGCAUCUGGACCGAACAGCAUUUCAUUUAAUUCAAGUGAAACAUCUACCCCCGAUACAAUAAUUCAAGUCGUAACGACAUCUCAAAAUUCUCCAGUGCUUCCUAAAUCUUCAAGUUCUAAUAAGUUAUCAGAUGAAGAAGUAAGCUGUACAGAUGUGAUCUGUAGACAUUGUUGUAUAAAAAAGGCUUGGUGCCAAAAUCCUUCAGUGAGUUCCCAAGACAGUGGAAUCAACAUGACGUUUACGGAAACCGACUCUUUAAUUGAUCUUGUAAAAUGGCGAACUUCUUCAGAUCCGACAAACAACAAAGUACGCAAGCUGCAAGGACGAUUGCGAAUGUGCCAAAAACAUGAAAAAAGUGAAGUGCCAGAUAUUAUAGAAGGCGUUCCCGUUUGUUCCGGAGAUAUCAAACAGGAUAAGACUUACACUGAGGCGGACUCGGGCAGAGUUGUCUUCCAAAUACCGGAUGAAGUUGAGCGACAGAGGAACCCUUCAUCAGCAUUAGAUUCGAAGAGAUCGAGCAGAUCGUCCAACGCAUCAUCGAGCUGUUCUGAUCGUAGCUCUCGAUCAAGCGGCUACGGGACAGACGGACAUAGAGCCUCUCAUGACGAACCCUACUUUGAUCGAAGUGAAUCAGAAUACCGUUUCAAAUCGGAUUGUUGCUGGGAGGAGACUGAGAGGGACGACAGUAGCGCGUGUAGCGACGCCUCCCUCACAGACUUCACCUUUGACGAUGAGGGCAAAUGGCAUUGUCCUCCCAAAGCUGUUUGGAAAGCUACUGUAGAGGCUAUACAUGAAUAUAACAUGGUCCGACCGGGCGACAAAGUGCUAGUGUGUCUGUCCGGCAGCCGCGACUCCAUAGCGCUGCUGCACACUAUGCACCAGUACCAGUUCUACGCCAGAUCUAAGGGGAUACAUUUUAGUAUUGGUGCUCUAUUCGUUCAAGAACCUCAGUCCGACGUGGACCCCCUCCACUUGAUGGCGUACUGCAGGACUCUUGGAGUAAAGUUCAUCUAUCAGGACAAACUCAACCGAGAAGAAAUGCAACAGCACGGGGGCGCGGGCGGGCGGCUGCAGCGCUGGGCGAGCCACGCGGUGCGGCGGCGCGCGUACGCGGCGGCGGCGGCGCACGGCUACGGCGUGGCGGCGCUGGCGCAGAGCCUGGACCGCGCCGCCGCCGCCUUCCUCGCCGGCGCGCUCUACGCCGGCGUGCUCGACACCGUCAAAGCGCAUUAUAGGGUCAAAGAGCACAACAUCCGUAUAAUAAGGCCGUUCAUCUACGUGCGCGAGCGCUCGCUGGAGACGUUCGGGUGGUCACGUGACCUCCCGCACUUCGCGCACUGCGCGUCGCCGGACACGCCGCCCGUCGACGACGCGGACGAGGGCGAUAGCGCUAAUUUGCUAAAUCGUUCGGAAUCUACGCCAUGCACCAGCUCUGCCACGGAUGACACGUUGACUCAGUCUAUAUCCGAGACUAUGUCUGAGCCUAUAGCGGCUGCACUAGACAUACUAACAAAUCAAGAGAGACUACAUCCCUUCAUAUACACCAGUCUGAAGAGCGCUUUACGACCGCUAAUAAGUGCCAGGUACAUUGAAAAAGAUGUUAAAGAGAGACACCGAAAGAAAUCAGUGAUUCAGAUGAAAAACGGAGCCCCCGUUUACGAUUCCGAAGAGGGCACAGAAGAGGAGCCAAUGCCA